AUGAAGCAUCGGCGACCAGAAGGGACGGGGAUCCUCAUCGAAACGAUCGCGCCCAGCCAAUACCGCCACAUCGAGGGCAUGAAGCAUGUCCACACAGCCUACGAAGCACUCGUAGCACAUCAUCAGCCGACAACGAAGAUCAAUCGUAUCCAAGUCGCGAUGGAAUUUGCCAAGUUCACCUGUGAUCCGCGCCAGGAGACACUACCAGACUUCAUAUACAGGUUCCAAGUACUGGUGCGCUGCCUAAAGAAGGCCGAAUGCCGCAAGAAGUCCCGCGAGAGCGGCCGCCACGGAGUCAAGACACGCGUCACCAAGGAAGACCACUCCAACGCAGCUGUCUAUUUGUUCUCAAUGUUCGAGAACGGACACGACCUAGACAUGGUCAACCCAGACAACGAAUCGAAGGAAGACGAAGUCGUCCAGCCCGCCGUCGUUGAUGUUGGCAACACAGAACCCAUCAAACUUGGGGAGCCCGGCGAAGCUCUUCCACUCCGCACCGAACCAGACUGGUCACCUACGCGUCAAGAUGUCAGACAACUGUCCAUCGGGAGAAUCCCGUACAAACUGACCUUCUUGAGCCGCCAAGACCUCGCAGCACUUCAAAUCCAACGAAUCCAAGACCCGACACAGGCCUUGACUUUACCCCCUUGA
This is a messenger RNA of Aphanomyces invadans, 651 nucleotides long. RefSeq lists its product as hypothetical. NCBI's taxonomy places the organism in Eukaryota, Oomycota, Saprolegniomycetes, Saprolegniales, Verrucalvaceae. The record is from RefSeq and is a predicted model, not a curated record. The transcript has 2 exons. The coding region runs from base 1 to 651 and encodes 216 amino acids.